AUGUCACUAAAAUAUAACGAAGAGUUUAAAUACGCAUUACGUGAUAUAGCAAACAACUCAUUCAAAUUGGAAAAUCAAUUUGACAGAGUUCGUUGUACUGAAUGGGUUCAUAAACUGGUGAUGUUGUCAGAUGACUCUUUAGAAAAUAUUAAAAUUCGCAAUGAUUAUGCUCAAUAUUUACGUAUAAUGCUCAGAGCUGGUGUUCUGCACGGAAUUUUUUCCAACAGUCCACCAUCAACUUUAAUGCCAUUCCCUGAAGCUAUGGGAAAGCUAGUAGCAUCAAAAGUAACAUCUCUUCCACCUAUGGGACCAAUAAAUGUAUAUAUGAAGCACUGGUCUCCAGAUGGACGAGCUUAUGUCGCUAUAAAACCGAUACCUGGAAAAGGAGUAUUAACUUAUUUAUCAGUUACUCCAAUAACUGAUGGGCAACAUAAUUAG
Rhopalosiphum maidis (corn leaf aphid) is the source of this 438-nucleotide messenger RNA. RefSeq lists its product as uncharacterized. Lineage: Eukaryota; Metazoa; Arthropoda; Insecta; Hemiptera; Aphididae. The coding region runs from base 1 to 438 and encodes 145 amino acids. The transcript is spliced from 3 exons. The record is from RefSeq and is a predicted model, not a curated record.